Molecule: messenger RNA, 4609 nt
Organism: Plectropomus leopardus (leopard coralgrouper)
Lineage: Eukaryota; Metazoa; Chordata; Actinopteri; Perciformes; Serranidae
Source: RefSeq, a predicted model, not a curated record
UCAACCCCCCUUACACAGAGAAGCAACAGUCCUGUCGAGCUGUGGGUGGACGCAUGCCAGUAUCUGGCAGCUCUGAAGGUAGUGAGGGGAUUGGCUGGUCCAGCGAUGACACCAGAAGUUGGGGGCCACCGGUUGAGAGGUGGUCAUCAGUGGACAGCUGGGCAAGUGCACUCUCAGAGUGGACCGGGAUCAUCGCGGCUCCACCAGAAGACUUCACAGCUGUUUUCACAGAGAUCGGGGCCGAGAUAGAUGCUCUGACACAGGCACUCGCAGAGGUCAAUACAGAAACACAGACGUCUAAAGAGGGAGAGGGUCAAAAGCCAGCAGAGCAGGAACAACCGCAGCUACCCAUGGGUGUCCAAGAUCAACCUCUAGAGGCGCAAAAUAUCUCAGAGAGCUCCGUCCUCUCUGGGCAGAGUUGUCUGUCUUUGUGCCUCGAAGCUGCAGGCAGAGAGGGCGCCCUGUGUGCUGAAUCUCUGUGUGAUUCAACAGCUAUAACACAGGAAGAAAAGGAGCCGCAAGAAAUCCAGAGCAGCCGGGCUGAGCGCUCUCCAUGUCCCAUACACCAGCACUCAUCCAUGGGGUCAUCUGGUGUCAUGGUGGCUCCCUCCUGGAGUGUGGAUGUGAUCCCUGAAUCUACUUCUCCCAAACUUGACCUUUCUUGCUUUGGUAGAUUUGUCAAAUCGGACAUUUUCAUUAGCAGUGAAGGAGAUCCAAUCAUACUGAAUAUAACAGAGGAUACAGAUUUGGAGGAACAAAAUACACCUGCAGAGCUCAUGAUUGUGGAGCCCUUUGGAAAUAAAGAGUGUGAAGUGACAGAUGAACACGGUGUCCCCCACCCGAGCUCGGUUGCGGAGCAGGAAGCCAAAAGCAGCCCUGGGCCAGCUGAGGUUGAUCGUAAAGGAGCCGAACCUUUAACAGAUCUUGAUUUCCUCGCCGCACACCAUCUGACAAACUCACACGUGCCAGGUGUGCCCACACAACCUGGCCUCACGCACGUGUCGUCUGACACUUUACCAGACCUUGACGGAGCAUGUCAGGUGGAGCCACGGUGGGGGAGUCCUAAGUUUAUUACGCCCUUAGCUCCUCUCAGUAUCGGCUCCUGCCUUGUCGGCCAGGGAGGCUGCCGUUUGGAAGGAGAGCAAACUUGUGCCAAGAAGUCUCUCAGUGGCAACACUUGUAGUCAACAGUGCACUCUUUGGCCUACCUCGGAUGGGAUUACAGACAAAACAUCUCUGGAAGGUCAUGAGUCAAUUCAUAAAAAGGAAAAUACAUUAAACUCUGCUGAGAGAUCUUUACCAGAGAAACAACUGGACUUAGUCGCCGCAAGAAAAACAAUAACUGAGGACAUUCAUGACCUCAGCAGAGAACUAUCAAACUUGGUUGAUUUUCCUGCUGAUCAUUUCAUCAUCUCGGAGGAGAACCGUGUUGCAGUCAUCACUUUAGAAUCAAAUGACCCCUUUGUAUCCAGGAUUGCAAAACCCAUCGCUAUAGCUGCUAUAACUGAGUUGAAUCAGAAAACAGCUGAAAAGAUGCCGCACAAAACCCACAAAUCCAGCUCAGAGAGUAAAGCACGUGCCAAAAAGGACAAAUCUGCUGGUCAUCAUCAUGGUGCACAAGUUUCCAAGAAACAGGAGAAUGUAUCUCCCCAUGUUUCAGCCCAGCAGGUCUGCAAACAGCAAGAGACUCACCCUCUUAUCGAGGAAAAUCACAGCAGUAAGAACACUCCUGUUGAGGACAAGGAGGCUAAAUUAGUGAUUGAGACUGGAGUGGUAACUGAGAAGGCAUCAAACAAGCCACACGGCAAGAAGAAAAAGAAACAUACUUCAACUGCAACAGGAGUGAAAAGUGUAGCUGAACCACUGGUUGAAGUGGAGAAUGGAGCAAAACCAAAGACUGCAAGAGGAAGGAUUGAUAUGUUUGAGGCCAAACUGGGAGCGAAAGCUGGGAAACCUCAAAGGGACAAUAAUCAGUCAGAUGAGAAAAAGUCUCAGCAAACACAAACUAAAGUUUCGCAAGGAGAACAACCUCCACAUCAUGCAGAUCCUAAAGACCAACAGGCAAAAAACAUCACCAGUCCUUUGAAAGAUGAUAUUAUCAAAAGACGUCGCCUGUCAGGGGACAAGUUCGGGAAGAUUGUCAGUGUUUUGGAGUCUAAACUACCGAAGCCAGAUGUUCCUAUCCAGGCAAAGGGGGAAGAACCAAAAGUAGAUGCCGGGGCAAUGCGUAAGAAGCCAUACAGUGAAGUGGUCAAACAGAAAAUCCUUCCUAAAGAAGAGCCCAAGGUGGUGCAGCCUAUCCAGGCAGUGUCAGUGAGCGGGGAUCCCCAGAGUCUGUGUUUGUGGUGUCAGUUUUCGGCCGUCUUCUCCCACCACACCGUCACCUGGAGCAGAGGGGGCACUGUCCUGUCUGAGAUCAAGAGAAGUGCAGGGGACGAGAGCAGAGUGUCGCUGACCAUCUCCAACGCUUCUCACAAAGACUUGGGCAAAUACCAGUGCCAGCUCACCAGUUCACAUGGAUCAGUCACCCAGGACUACCUGCUCACAUAUGAAGUGCUCAGUGAGAUUGUCAUCCCUCCAUCCCCAAAGAUUGUCCCAUCUGCCCCUGUGGAUGUUGCGAGUGAAGAAGAGGAUGUCAACUGUUCCCGUCUGAUAUUCAAAGAGGAUUUCCUAACAGACCAAUACUUUGGAGAGAACCAACCUGUCAGCAUCAUCACUGAAAAGGUCCACUUUGGGGAGGGGAUGCACCGGCGGGCUUUCCGGACCAAGAUGCAGGCGGGUCAGAUACCUCUGUCUGUACCUGGACACUCGUGUGUGCUCAAAGUACACAAUGCUAUCAGCUACGGGACCAAGAACAAUGACGAGCUCGUUCAGAAGAACUUUACAUUGGCUGUAGAGGAGUGCCAGGUCCAGAACACAGCAAGAGAGUACAUCAAGGCGUACACCACUGUCGCUCAGUCUAUUGAAUCCUUCGGAGAGAUCCCAGAGAUUAUUCCCAUCUACCUGGUUCACCGUCCGUCAAAUGACAUCCCAUACGCCACACUGGAGGAGGAGCUGAUCGGUGACUUUGUCAAGUAUUCGGUCAAGGACGGCAAAGAGAUCAACCUCAUGAGACGUGACUCGGAGGCGGGGCAGAAAUGUUGUGCUUUCCAGCACUGGGUCUAUCAUAAGACGGAGGGCAACCUGCUGGUUACUGACAUGCAAGGAGUGGGAAUGAGGCUCACUGAUGUGGGGAUCGCCACCUGUAAGAAGGGAUAUAAAGGCUUCAAAGGAAACUGUUCCACCUCCUUCAUUGACCAGUUCAAAGCUUUGCACCAGUGCAACAAAUACUGUGAGAUACUGGGCCUCAAAUCCCUGCAGCCCAAACCUAAAAAGCCUCCAUCUGCUCCAAAAGCCAAACCCCAACCCUCUGCUGCACCCAAGAAGAAAACAUUUGGUCCAACAGUGAAGGGCAAGUCAUAAUAAGAAGAGAAUCUCGGACUACGGGGGGGUUCGUCAUUAAUGAACUGGUUUUAGGUAAUUUGCUUCAUUUUGUUUUUGGACUUUGUCAUAAAGAGUUGUCAAAGAUGAAUUAGAGAUGUGUCCAAACUUUUGGGCUGCAGAGGGUCAGAUGAUGGAGGAGACAGAUGUGUUUGACUAUGAAGCGAGCGACUGUUGUUUCAUAAGAGUUUUUGCUUCAUCUCAUGUUGAACAUUUGAGAGUGAUACUUUAUUUAAAAGUUUCUGUACGAGUGAUUUUUCUGAGGACACUUUAUGUCACGAGUUUUGGGAAAACUGUGACAAAUUUUAACAAACACUUGAAAAUGAUGGUGUUGAUAGUGUUGAACUGUGAUGUCUUAGAGGAUGCUUUGUUGGUAAGGUGUGACGAUUUUCUUUACAGAUCAAUGCAGAUUUUCUUUUCUUGUUUUUUUUUUUUUUUUACUUCUGUGAUGUUUUCAAACUAUGAGUUCAUUAAAUUAAUGAACUUGUUAAUUAAUUGAUUAGAGAAAAUGUUUUUUAAGUAGGCUGUAUGAUGAAAUACACACGGUAUAGAGGACAUUUUGGGUUCCGUAUGAGUGGGUCGGUUUUGUGUGUUUGGUUUGCGGAGUGACAAAGGUGUUUGAUGAUAUUCACAUUAAUGUCACAUAAUUACAGUAUUUAUUCAUUUAGUAAAAGCUACGGAUUCAGAAUGAGCUCAUACGUUAUUCUGGAAACAACACAAAGACAUUUUGUACACAUAAAGCUCAUGUAAAGUAUACUUUUGAAUGUAUGCACUGAAAAAUGUGAAGAUUUAUUGAUUUUCUUAUCUGGUGCAUUCUUGUUAAACUGAUUUUAAAUGUCUGGCAUCAUUUCAAGGAUCUUUACUGUGCUGGUCUGGCUUAAUCUAAGUGAGAGUCAUGUAAAACUAAAUCCAAACACGACAUCAAGGGCCUUACUUACUUCCAUAUAAUCUCAAUAACAUCCCAGCUGUUCAAUGGCACUCUCAAACGGUCUUCAUAUAAUAAGCUUUUCUAUCCUGUUCUCACUGUUGCUUUUUAAAUCCCUGACCUUUGGCCCUCAGGUUGAGGGUUGGGGCCAGUGUGUGAGCACACAGUAGAUCUUUGCUAUUAAAGAGAUGUUGCUGGUUGACAA